UCAGGUGAAUGACUUAAGAUGUAACCUGAACACAAUCAUUGUUGCUACUAGAUAGGUAAAGGAUCUGCAAAAUUGUGUCAGAUAAUGCAGAUGAUUCUCACUUUAGGAAAUGCAUUGAACCAAGGCACUGCUCGAGGAUCUGUCAUAGGAUUCAAAUUGGACAGCCUACUUAAGCUGUUUGAUACUCGUGCAAGGAACAAUAAAAUGACAUUGAUGCAUUAUUUGUGCAAGCUCAUUGCCGAGUUGAUGCCAGAGUUGCUGGAUUUUGAUAAGGAUCUCGUUCAUUUGGAAGUGGCCUCUAUGGUAUGCUUUUUCCUUAAUGUAACAAGUGGAUAGGGUGUCUAUAGUUGAAUUGUAC
Camellia sinensis is the source of this 358-nucleotide messenger RNA. NCBI's taxonomy places the organism in Eukaryota, Viridiplantae, Streptophyta, Magnoliopsida, Ericales, Theaceae. The record is from RefSeq and is a predicted model, not a curated record.